Messenger RNA from Nezara viridula (southern green stink bug), 216 nucleotides. The record is from the annotation of a GenBank genome assembly. Lineage: Eukaryota; Metazoa; Arthropoda; Insecta; Hemiptera; Pentatomidae.
AUGUGCGUGCGGUCGUGCAGCAGCGGGCUGGCGGUGGCGGUGGGCCUGGUAUCGCUGACCGCGCUGGUCACCGGCUUUGUCUCCAACGUGUGGCUCUACACCAGGGAGCCCGUGGCCCUCCCCAACAACCAGCCCCCGACCACCGUCACCUUCAGGAUCGGCUUCUGGAGGGUCUGUCCCGCCCUCAACAAGACCAACUACACAGUCCGUGAGUAA